AUGUCGUCAAGACCGGCUUCACCAGACGCCUCCGAGAACACGCCCCUACUCUCUCGUCAAGACGAAGAGUCCCAAACAUCCUACAAUGACCGUCCCAACGGAACGACUACGCCCCACCCUGAAUCAAUCUCAUCGUCAGAUGGCAAGAGCAAGAAAUACGGCCGUUGGCCUACGAUAGCAGCGCUUACCAUCCUCUGCAUAGGGACUGUCAUUGCCAUCAUCGGCUUCGCUGUGCCGUCAAUAGCGCAGGAAUAUGCACAAGAAGCGCUGGUCUUCAAGCCAGAGCAGCUCUCAAUCGAUUCCUUCACUUCACUAGGUAUCAAGACGCGAUUACAAGGCGAUUUGUACUUGGACUCGUCAAAGGUGAAGAAGAAGUCGGUCAGAGAUCUUGGGAAGGUGGCGACCUGGAUUGCGCGUGAGGUCAAGAGCGGUCAAUCCAAGCUCGAAAUCUACCUCCCAGACUAUGGCGACGUCUUGCUGGGCUCUGCCACGGUCCCUUCUGUCAUCAUGAAUAUACGCCCGAACCACCACAAUCACCUGGACAUACUUGCCGACCUGGAACCUGGCGAGGUGGACGGAAUUAGGCAGAUCGCGAAAGAUUUCCUAGAUGGACACUUGAAGAACUUGAACGCCAAAGCUAUUGCCAAAGUGCCUCUGAGGAGCGGCCUCAUCAACCUCGGUACGCAGGUCGUUCAACAAUCGAUGCACUUCAGAGGCGAUGAUGUACCAGCCAAGCCACGGUACAACAUUACCAAUCUACGGUUCGCUGAAUUCGGGCACCCUGGCCACCCCAGUGGAGUUCUUGCAAAGACGACGGUCUCCGUCAAGAAUGACUAUCCAGUCAACUUCGAUGUACCGCCGUUGAAUUUCGACAUUCUACUGCCCGACUGCAAGGCCGACUACCUGCGCCUGGCCACUGCUUCAACUGCAGUCAUUCAGAUUCUCCCACGACAGAUGGUGAAUGCUUCGGUAACCGGCUUGAUCGAGCAACUCCCGACGGCACUUACUAGGGCUUGCCCGAAAUCGAGCAAUUCUCCUCUGGACAGACUCGUUGCAGAUUAUCUUGCUGGCAAGGAUGCUACAGUAUACGUCAGGGGGGGUGAUCAAGAUUCUCACCAGACGCCCGGCUGGAUUGAGAAGAUUUUGAAGGAUACUACAUUACCCUUCACCCUGCCCUCCCAUCCCUUCGACAACUUGAUCAAGAACUUCACCUUAGCAGACACACACUUUAGCCUCCCCGACCCAUUCGCUGAAGACUCCCGACCCACGAUAUCCGCAAUUGUGAAGGUUCUUGUUGGCUUACCCCAAGACAUGAAUGUCAACCUGGAUGUUGACCGAGUCCGUGCCAACGCCGACGUCUUCUACAAGGGCGAUAUCAUGGGCAAGCUAGACCUGCGAAAGUGGCAGGCCGCCAACGCCACCAAGAUGGAUGACGACCUCCUUGUUCAAUCAGUGAUCGAAAAUGCUCCGCUAGAGAUUGUUGACAACGACGUCUUUACAGAAGUCAUACAGCAGCUGAUAUUCGGUGGCAAAGGCGUCUCCCUCGAAGUCAAAGGGAAAGUUGAUGUGAAUACUGCUACAGCUCUUGGGCAAUUCAUUGUCCGCCGCAUACCAGCUCAAGGAAGCGUCUUCGUAAAGCCCAUCAACCGCAGCAGCUUCUCACGGCCUGGCAUCUCUGACAUUAAAGUGGUGGACUCCUCCCGCAAGACCCUGACCCUACAGGCUAACGCCAAUAUCAGUAACCCCACAGACUACUCGGCCCACAUCCCGCACGUGAACGUUAGCGUCGUGGUCAACGAUACACUUGUCGGCUACGCGUGGAGUGCCGCCGAUGUUGUUCCCGGCAUGAACGACAUCACUGUCUGCGCCAGGUGGGACAGCAGUGUGGUUGGAAGAGAAUGGAUCAGUCAAUUUCUCUCAGGCUACAACACCUCCCUCACAAUCAAGACCCACGAAGCCUCAAUCCCCGGCCUUCCGAACAUUGGCCUAAAUCUGACGAUCCCGGCCCCUCACGCGACCGAGGUGUUUGGAAAAUUCAUCCGUGAAGCCACCAUGCACAUCCUCUCCUCUACCACCAGCUUCGUGCUCGCCUCGCCGAUCGCCCUGGCAAUUGACGAUAUUUCCGCCUCAGCCUUCCACAACGGCACCAAGAUCGCGCAGAUCGACUACGACCUCCCAUUCGACGUGCCGCGCGGUAAAGCCGAAACGCCCAAGAUGCCUGUCGAGUGGGAACUGGACCAGUUGGGGACGGUACGAGAGGCGCUUGGUGGGAACCUCAAGCUUGAUGCAAGAGCUGAGGUUGGCGUCAGAAUCGGAAGGUGGAGUGAAAGGGUUUGGUAUGAGGGGAGAGGGAUAGGGGCCAGGGUACGGCUGUGA
This is a messenger RNA of Cyphellophora europaea CBS 101466, 2376 nucleotides long. RefSeq lists its product as uncharacterized. The transcript is spliced from 2 exons. The coding region runs from base 1 to 2376 and encodes 791 amino acids. Gene Ontology annotation, cellular component: fungal-type vacuole membrane. Lineage: Eukaryota; Fungi; Ascomycota; Eurotiomycetes; Chaetothyriales; Cyphellophoraceae. The record is from RefSeq and is a predicted model, not a curated record.